This is a messenger RNA of Hibiscus syriacus, 2995 nucleotides long. RefSeq names its product RNA polymerase II C-terminal domain phosphatase-like 2. Gene Ontology annotation, molecular function: RNA polymerase II CTD heptapeptide repeat phosphatase activity. NCBI's taxonomy places the organism in Eukaryota, Viridiplantae, Streptophyta, Magnoliopsida, Malvales, Malvaceae. The transcript is spliced from 16 exons. The record is from RefSeq and is a predicted model, not a curated record. Bases 138 to 2663 code for a protein of 841 amino acids.
UACAGGGAGAGGGCAAAAGAGUUCAGUUUCAGGGAUUCUUGUGAAAGCCUAAAAUCGCUUGGCAUGCAUUUACUGUUUUAGCAUCUCAAGAACUUCCUUCCUUAAUAUCAUCGAAUCCGCUUUUGUUUUUGUUUUUAAUGAGUCUAUUAGGGUUUAAAUCCUUGGUGUAUCUUGGUGACUUCUGUUUGGGAGAACUCAACACUAUCCCUGUUCCCCCCUCCGAUUUCCAAUUCCCAAAUAACGAAAUCCGAAUCCACCACACCUCCCCUACCAGCGAACGAUGCAUUCCUCUUUCCGUUCUCCGUACCAUUUCCUCAUUCCCCCUUCGUUGCAAGCUCGAAUCCUCUUCUCCAGUCGAACAACCGCAUUUGAUUCAUCUUUACGCCUCUUGCUUUUAUGAAUUCAAGACGGCCGUGGUUUUGGUUGGAGAUGAGGAGGUUCACUUAGUGGCAAUGCCGAGUAAACAAAAGAAGUUUCCGUGCUUUUGGUGCUUCUCGGUUCCUACGGGACUGUACAAUUCCUGCUUAGGGAUGCUGAACUUAAGGUGUCUCGCAAUUGUUUUCGAUCUUGAUGAAACGCUGAUUGUUGCCAACACGAUGAAGUCGUUUGAGGAUAGGAUCGAAGCUCUUAGGAGUUGGAUGACAAGGGAGAGUGAUCCGAUUCGUCUCUCGGGGAUGUCGGCUGAAUUAAGAAGGUAUAUGGAUGAUCGCUUGCUCUUGAAGCAGUAUACGGAGAGUGAUUGUAUCGUUGAUAAUGGAAAAACGUUUAAAGCACAGAUGGAAGAGGUUCCACCUUUGUCUGAUGGCCAUGAAAAAGUUGUUCGGCCUGUGAUUAGGUUGCAAGACAGAAAUCUUGUCCUUACACGUAUCAAUCCUGAGAUACGCGAUACUAGCGUGCUUGUGAGGUUGCGUCCUGCAUGGGAGGAAUUGAGAAGCUAUUUGACUGCAAAAGGGCGAAAGCGCUUUGAAGUAUAUGUCUGUACUAUGGCUGAAAGGGAUUAUGCAUUAGAGAUGUGGAGGCUCCUUGAUCCUGGGUCACACCUGAUAGGCUCAAAACAACUACUGGAGCGAGUUGUCUGUGUCAAAUCUGGUUCUAGGAAAUCUUUGCUAAAUGUGUUCCGAGAUGGAAAGUGCCAUCCUCAGAUGGCAAUGGUAAUUGAUGAUCGUUCAAAGGUCUGGGAGGAUAAAGAUCAACCUCGAGUUCAUGUAGUUCCCCCAUUUGCUCCAUAUUAUGCUCCUCAGGCAGAGACAGCAAAUGCAGUUCCAGUCCUCUGUGUGGCAAGAAAUGUUGCAUGCAAUGCCAGGGGUUUGUUUUUCAAAGAGUUUGAUGAGAAUGUAUUGCUGAAAUUAUCUGAAGUUUUUUAUGAAGAUGAGGUGGCAAAUCUGCCUCAUGCCUCUGACGUGAGCAGCUAUUUGAUGUCUGUGGAAGCUAGCUUGGCUCCAAAUGGGAACAAUGGUGCUCCUAUCUGUGAAGGAAUGAAUGGAGUUGAUGUUGAACGGAGAAUGAACCAAUCGUUUAUUCAGGAGGACAAACAUGUUAUGGACUCUUCCACUCGGCCAAUUACAAAUAACGCCGAGUUGAGGAUGGAAACCUCUCAGCCACCUGUUACAGAAGUUGUUGGCCCUUUAUCUUCAAUAGCACAAUUGCCUUCUCAGAAACCUAGUUUACUUGGAGCUCCUUUUCUGCUUUCAAAUCCUAUGCCACUUGGAGCUUCAGUAAGACGAGAUAACAACAGUAGUGAUAGUGAUUAUGAUAUGAAGAGAAGAGCCCUUGGCACAAGACAGAAUUUAGACUUGAAGAGUCAGAGCUCAGUCCAACCUCCACUCCUACCGAAAUUUCCAGUACAAACAUCAUCAUCAGUUGUCUCACAGCGAGGUUGGUUGACUAACGAAGACAGCAAUGAAGCACAUUUAAAUGCUCGACCAUCAUGUACUGCACAAGAAUCUGAUGCAAUGAAAUCUAAUAAAUUGCGAGCUUAUCAGAAUCCAUUUUCUCAUACUGCACCAGGUUCCGUCUCUACUGGUUUACCAUCACAUGCGUCCCAAGUGAAGGUUGAAGAGGCACGUACUAGACUUGAUACACCAAAACAGAAUGUUCUGCGUACUGCUCAUGUAUUAGAGACAGGUGGAACUCAGAAUCCUGUGCCCUCUAUUAAUAGAGAAUUGCAAUCUGAAGGAAAAAUGAAUCUUCUACCCUCCCAUUUGUCAAUAGGUGUUUUACAAGAAAUUGGACGAAGAUGUGGUUCAAAGGUUGAGUUCAGGUCUGUUGUAAGCACCAGUAAGGAUUUGCAGUUUUCUGUUGAGGUUUUAUUCACUGGCGAGAAGAUUGGUGUUGGAAUGGGCAAGACAAGGAGGGAUGCUCAACAGCAAGCUGCUGAGCUUGCUCUGCAUAAUUUAGCAGAAAAAUAUGUAGCAUUUAUAGCACCUCGUUCGGGAGCUGUGGAUAGUGAUUUCGAUAGUCUCACUCUUGGAACUGAAAAUGGAUUUCUAUGGGACACGAGUCCUGCAUCAAAUGAAGCAAUAAUAGAGGACAGGUUACCUAAAGAUAAUACUUCUGAGGCUGCCGAUGUGGAACCUGGGAGUAAUUCGUCCAGUAUAGCAACUCAACCAGUUGAAAAGCGUGCCAAUUCACCAAGAUUAUCUGAAUCAGUGCCAAGCGAAUAAUCAAAGGAAGGAGUCCUGUGUUGAUUAGAAAGUCUAUCGUCAUCACGGCAACCGAAAAAUGAACCAUGAGAAGGUUUUGAGAUGACAUGAAUUUAGCAUAACAGACGUGAUGAGAUUACAACCUUUGAUUUUUUGAUAUCUUAUGAGGUGAAUAGAUCUGUCUCUCUCUCACACACACACACCAGGAAAUAUGGAGGCAAUGUUUAAUCAUUUUUUUUGACUCAUCAUUUCCUGCUAUGUGUCGUGUAUGAUCAUAAGGCUCAGCUUGUCCUCAGAUCUGAGAGUCGAAUUUAUGUUAAGUUGGAGAUAUCAGUGUUUCAACGAUCAGCACG